Rubroshorea leprosula is the source of this 507-nucleotide messenger RNA. NCBI's taxonomy places the organism in Eukaryota, Viridiplantae, Streptophyta, Magnoliopsida, Malvales, Dipterocarpaceae. The record is from the annotation of a GenBank genome assembly.
AACUUAGGUCCAAUGGGCAUGAAUUAAUGGAUUAAACCCAGAAACGUGUCUCAAAAGCCCGAUUUAAAUUAUCAAAAUCCAUUAUUAUAAAACUCAAUCCACAAAUCAUCUUACCAAAAAAUCAAUCGAAUCUCAGCUCCAUGGCUCUUACGCACUUCCUCUCCGGCUCACUCUCCCUUCUCUUCCUCCACCAUCUCCUCCUCUUCAGCACAUUCCGGCCUGUUUCCGGUGUCGGCAUUAACUACGGAACUCUCGGAAACAACCUUCCUUCACCCAAGAAAGUAGCUCAGCUCCUCCAAUUCACCCCACUCGUUAAGGUCAAAAUCUACGAGACCAAUCCGGGAAUCCUCGAACCCUUCUCCAACACUGCCAUUGAUCUCAUCAUAGUAGCCGGAGAAAACCGGGUUGUUUCCAUUCUUUUAUUAAAUUUCUUUUGUUUAUUUAGCCGGUUAGACCGAUCCCACUGACCAAACUAAUCUGUCAAUUUAAUAAAUAUUAUUAAAUUUA